AUGGUGGAGAUAAGACCAUAUUGCCACAGUGAUGAGAGCUUUGCCUUGAUAAAAUUCAAGGAAAGCUUUACCAUCAAUCGUUCUGCAUCUAGUUAUCCCUCCGCUUAUUCAAAAGUUUCGUUGUGGAAGCCUGAAAGCCGCGAUUGCUGCAGGUGGUGCGGUGUUAAGUGCAAUAAGGACACGGGUCAUGUGAUUAGUCUCGACCUGAGCAGCAGCUAUCUUUAUGGCUCUAUCAACUCCAGUAGCAAUCUCUUCCAGCUUGUUCACCUCCAAAGCCUUAAUCUUGCCGAUAAUCACUUUAAUUAUUCUCGAAUUCCAACUGGUUUUAGACAACUUUCGAGGCUAACAAACCUGAAUCUCUCUUACUCUGCAUUUUCUGGCCAGAUCACUUCAGAAAUUUUAGAGCUCUCUAACUUAAUUUCCCUAGAUCUCUCAAGUAAUUCAUUAUUGAAGCUCCAAAAGCCUGGGCUCACAAGUAUAGCUCGCAAGUUAACAAACUUGAAAGAACUACAUCUUAGUGAGGUUGACAUAUCAUCCACUGUACCCAAUAUCUUGGCAAACUUAUCUUGUCUAACAUCCCUUAUUCUAGCAAAUUGUGGCUUGCAUGAUGAGUUUCCCACAGGAAUUUUUCAUCUACCGAAUCUUCGGUCUCUUGAUGUGAGCGACAAUACAAAUCUCACCGGAAUAAUGCCAGAAUUUAACAGGAGUAGCCCCCUCGAAUCAUUGGCACUUUCUACGACGAGUUUCUCCGGUGAGAUACCGGACUCAAUUGGUAAAUUGAAGUCCCUAAAUUAUUUUGAUGCCGAAGAAUGCAAUUUCUUUGGACCAAUGCCGUCUUCACUUUGUAAUCUUACCCAACUAAUCUCUCUACGACUAGCAGGUAAUUCGUUGCAUGGUUCAAUUCCACAUUCAAUAUCUGGGCUUCUGAGUCUUAAAUAUUUUGAUCUAUCUUAUAAUCACUUGAGUGGCACGGUGGAAUUUGACUUGUUUUUGAAACUCAAAAACCUCACUCAUCUCAUUCUAUCUAAUAACAAUAUUUCAUUGCUUACAAAGCCAAGUACCAAUGCAACUCUUCCAAAAUUUGAAGCUUUAUUUCUAGGUUCCUGUGACUUAAGUGAAUUCCCAGAUUUUCUAAAUAACCAAGAUGAGUUGUUGUAUUUGGAUCUUUCUCUCAACAAGAUUUAUGGCCAAAUUCCAAAAUGGAUGUGGAAUUUAAGUAAAGAAACUCUCUUUGAGUUAUAUUUGGAUUCCAACUCUCUAACUGGUUUUGAUCAACUUCCAGUUUUUCCCACCAGGACUAAUCUAAAGAUUUUGGAUCUUAGUUCUAACAAGCUUCGAGGUUCACUCCCAAUCCCACCACCUUCUAUUCUUUGGUAUUCAGUCUCAAACAACACACUGACUGGAGAAAUCCCACAUUCAAUUUGCAAUCUCACUUCAAUUCUUAUUCUUGAUUUGUCAAGCAAUUACUUGAGUGGUUUGCUUCCACAAUGUUUAGGCAACUUGAGUGAUUCUCUCAUCGUUCUAAAUCUACACGACAAUAACUUCCAUGGAACUAUUUCUGAAAUAUUUGCAAAAGGAAAUUAUUUGGAGAUGAUUGAUUUUAGCCAAAAUCAAUUACAUGGGUAUCUACCAAGAUCAUUUGCCAAUUGUACAAGGCUUGAAUCUCUUAAUCUGGGAAACAAUCAGAUGAAUGAUACUUUCCCCUCUUGGCUAGGCAUUCUUACAGAGUUGAGGGUUCUCAUUUUGCGAUCUAAUGGAAUCUAUGGUGCAAUGGGAAGUCCUAAUAGCAGUUUUGAUUUCCCAAACAUACGCAUCAUUGACCUCUCACAUAAUGACAUUACUGGUGAGUUGCCCUCUCAAUACUUCCAAAAUUGGAAAGCCAUGCGAAGCGUUGAGGUAAAUGGUUUAAUGUACAUGCAAUCAAAUGUCUAUUCGACCUACAUCUACUCAAUGACAUUUAUCAACAAAGGCACGAAGAUUGUAUAUGAAAGAAUCUUAGUUUUCUUCAUGGCUAUUGAUCUCUCGAGCAACAAUUUCAAAGGGGAAAUUCCAGAAGUCGUGGGGCAUCUGAAAGGACUUAAAUUGCUCAACCUUUCUAACAACUUUCUUACAGGUCCUAUACCAUCUUGCUUGGGGAACUUAACGGAGCUAGAAUCAUUGGAUCUCUCUCAAAACAAGCUGGACAAUGUGAUCCCUUUUCAACUCACGCAAUUGACUUUCCUUGAAUCCUUUAAUGUCUCCCAUAAUCUUCUCAUAGGACCUAUACCGCAAGGGAAUCAAUUUGGCACAUUUUCUAACAGUUCGUUCAGUAAUAAUCCUGAAUUAUGUGGAAGCCCUUUGUCAAAGAAAUGUGAAAAUUCCAAGGAUGCACCUCUUCCACCUUUAACCUUUGAAAGGGAUCAAAGUUCAGAUUCUAUAUUUGAAUUCAGUUGGAAAGUUGUUGCGAUUGGAUAUGGAUGUGGAUUCAUGGUUGGACUUGUUCUCUGGCAAAUUAUGAUAAGGAAGAAGCAUGAUUGGGUUAUGAAGACUUUUGCAAUUGGGCAACCAAAACCAAGAAGGGUGGAUUGGAGGAGGGGACAGAGAAAUUAA
Corylus avellana is the source of this 2589-nucleotide messenger RNA. NCBI's taxonomy places the organism in Eukaryota, Viridiplantae, Streptophyta, Magnoliopsida, Fagales, Betulaceae. The record is from RefSeq and is a predicted model, not a curated record.